AUGACGUUUCAAAUCAGCUUUUUUAUUCUGUUGUCAGUGGUCACUUUGGUUGGCGCUUUUUCCCCUCGCAGCGUCUUUCAGCGGGACUUUCACCGACACGUCGCGAAAGAUUUUGAAUCUUCCGGGAACGGACCAGACGAACCGCUUCGGGGUUCUGUCAGAGUUGUCAAACUAAGCCCUCAUUUUCUGCGACGGGCCGCCGGUAGUCACGUGUCGUCCACAAACUCACCGAGUCGAGGCGCGUUUCCCGCUUUUUUGGUCCUCGGACGUCCCGGUCCGUCAGUCCUGUCCCAUAACAAACCUGCGGCCCUGCUCCCUCAGGUGAGCGCGAGCAGCACCAACGCAGACGCCAGGAGGAAACAGGGUCUGGAGAUGUGGCAGAAAGUGAUGCACAAAAGCGAGCGAAGCAAAGAGGCCGUGGCGCUACGUAUCAAUCCCAAAGACACGAGCAAACAGAGCUGUGCCGCAGUGCCCUUCACACAGCGCUUAACGGAGGACGGCUGUGAGACGGUGACCGUUCACAAUAAUCUCUGCUACGGUCAGUGCAGCUCCAUGUUCGUCCCGUCCAGCGGAGAGUCCCGUGGACAGCAAAGAGCGCAGUGCACUCGAUGCAGUCCCUCUAAAUCGCGCUCUGUGCUCGUACCCCUGCGCUGCGGCACAGAGGUGCGCGAGAGGCGCGUCAUGAUCGUUGAGGAGUGCAAAUGCGAAACAAGCAGUGAAGAGGUCAAAGUUCAGAACACGGAAAUGUUUCAUUUCUAA
Molecule: messenger RNA, 759 nt
Organism: Sinocyclocheilus rhinocerous
Lineage: Eukaryota; Metazoa; Chordata; Actinopteri; Cypriniformes; Cyprinidae
Gene: dand5
Product: DAN domain family, member 5
Exons: 2
Coding region: 1-759 (252 amino acids)
Biological process (GO): determination of heart left/right asymmetry
Source: RefSeq, a predicted model, not a curated record